CCUGUAGUCCUAGCUGCUUGGGAGGCUGAGGCAAGAGAAUUGCUUAAGCCCAAGAGUUUGAGGUUGCUGUGAGCUGUGACACCAUGGCACUCUACCCAGGGUGACAAAGCGAGACUCUGUCUCAAAAUAAACCCAAAACCAUGAGUAUGAUAUGAAGAACAUGAUAUUUAUGAGUUGGAUAUGGGGAUUAUUUAUUCUUUGAACAAAUUUAUUAAGCACCUACUAUUUGUUAGGUAGUGUGGUACUGCAAAAUAAAUAUGUAGUCUUAGACCUGUUUUCCUGCCAUGUAAUUCCUAAAAAUCCUUAGAAUCACAUGAGUAAUGUCUUUUGUAUGGUAAUGAAUUGACUGACAGGGAGCUUGGUCACCUGUAAGACCAACACCUCAUUGGAGGAUUGAGACUUUGAACCCCACUGGCUAAGCUUCUGGGAGAGAAGAGGGGCUAAAAGUUAAGGUGAUCGCCAAGGCCAGUGGUUUAAUCAAUCAUGCCUACCUACUUAAUGAAAAGUCCAUAAAAAUUCCAAAAGGUCUGGGUGGGGGGUGGUGGAUCUUCAUGACCGCUGAACAGUGGAGGCUCCUGAGGCUGGGGUUCCCCACCUGCCUACUUGGCACCUCGCCUGACGUGUCUUUUCACCUGUAUGUAUCCUUUGUAAUUUUGUAAUAAGUAAACAUAAGUGUUUCUCUGAGUUCUGUGAGGUGCUUUAUUAAGUUAACCAAACCAAAGGAGGAGGUUUUGGGUGCCCCACUUUAUAGUUUGUCACUCAGAAACACAGGCCCCAGGACUAGGCCUCAACUUGUGGAACUUCACGCUGUCUUGGGUGCAUAGUGCCAGGAUUGAACUGGGGGAUGUAUAGCUGGUGUCCACUGCAGAACUGAUUCUUGCUUGGUGUAUGGGGAAAAGGCCCAACACAUUCUGUCAUAAAGACUUCUCUGUUGGUUAUUGUGGUGUGAGACCAGAGGAAGAAUGGUCUGUGUGUUUUCCACACUCAGGUACCAGCGUAGCUGUUAAGAAUACAGCAGGGAACAAAACAGCCUAAAGCCCCUGCCCUCAUGGAACUUAGAGGCCUAAGGAAAAGAAACAACUGAUUGACAAGUGACAGGUGUGCUGUGUUAGGUAGUAAGACGUGUGAAGGAGAAAACAAAGCAGGGGAUAUGGAGCGUUUGAGAGUGAAGGUUGGUAUAUCAGAGAGGGGACCAGGGAAGGCUGCACUGGCAGGCUGGUUCUCAGAAAAGACCUGAAGAAAGUGGGGCUGCUCAUAUACAAGGAAGAGCAUUUCAGGCAACAGGACCAGCAAGUGCCUUGAAGGCUCUGAUGUGAGUGAGGCUGGCCUAAAUACUAGGGACGCAGCAUGGCUGGAGAAGAGAGAGCAGCAGGUUACUGAAGAGGAGAGGAGCGGUGUGGCUAUGUGCAUGUGGGGCUUCUACGUCACAGUAAGGACUUAGGGAUUCAUUCUGAAUGAGAUGGGAAAGGAAUGGAGGGUUUCAAGCAGAGCAGUGGUGUGUAUGAUAUUUAAUUUUAAAAGCCAUUGUGGAGGCAGGGUGCUAUGGCUUAUGCCUGUGAUCCUAUCACUUUGGGAAGGUGCUUGAGGCUAGGAGUUUGAGACCAGCCUGAGUAACACAGUGAGGCCCCACCCCUAAAAAACAACAUGAAAAAUUAGCUGAGCAUGGUGGCACACACCAGUAGUCCCAGCUACUUGGGAGGCUGAGGAGAAUGGCUUGAGCCCAGAAAUUUGAGGUUGCUGUGAGCUGUGAUGAUGCCACUGCACUCUAGCCCAGGCACCAGAGAGAGACCCUGUAUCAAAGAAAAAAUAAUGAUAAAGCAAUCCCUUGUGGUUAUUGGAGGAUUGACUUCCAGGGAUCAAGGUGAAGUAAGAUGAGUUGAAAGGCGACUGCAGUAAUCCAAGAGACAGAGGAUGGACUUUGGACCAGGGUGUGACAACGGUUGGGUGCAGACAAAUGGGUGGAUUCUAGAUGUAUUCUGAAUUUUUUUUUCCUUGGCAACUGAAGAAUAGUUGCCUGUAACAAAAAUGAGGAAGACCACAAGAGUAGACUUGCUGGAUGGGGUGAGGGUGGAGUGGUGGUGGUGGUGGAGGAACUUAGUUUUGGACAUGCUGCAUUUCAGUUAGUGAUGUCAGGUGGAUGUAGAGAGGAGAGAUCUAGUUAGAAAUUUAUAUCUGGGGAUCAUUUUCACAUAGAUGGCUUUUAAGCCUUACAUUAAAUGAGUUCACUAGGCUGUGAGUGUAUGUAUAUAGAUAGAACAGGUUAGAGGAGAACCAGGUUAAGGAAGUGUCCUGCCAUCCAAGUUAAGAAAUAAAAACAUCAGAGAGGAAAGUGGGAACAGCUGAGUCAAAUCCUGAAGUUGACAGAGUGAAAUGACAAGUAGAUUUAGUAUUCUGGAGGGGAUCGGACCUUGAUAAUCACUCUUCUAGUGGAAUGAUCAGAACAAAAACCUGAUCAGAGUAGUUUCGGGGGGGGAGAGAGAGUGUGUGUGUGUGUGUGUGUGUGUAGAGAGUGUGUGUGUGUGGAGAGAGAGUGUGCGUGUGUGUGUAGAGAGAGUGUGUGUGUAGAGAGAGAGUGUGUGUGUAGUGUGUGUGUAGAGAGAGAGUGUAGAGAGUGUGUGUGUGUAGAGAGAGAGUGUGUGUGUAGAGAGAGAGAGUGUGUGUGUAGUGUGUGUGUAGAGUGUGUGUGUGUGUGUGUGUAGAGAGAACACAAUGUAGACAAUUUUUCCCAAGGAGUUGCUCUAACUAAAGGUGAAUGAUUGAUUUAUAGCUGGAGAAACGGGAGUCAAGGGAAGUUUUUUGUUUAGAAUAAAGAUUUAUAGAAAAUGGGAAAAGCUACAGCAUGUUUCCACAUGAAGGGAGUAAUCCAGUAGAGAGAAAACCUACAGGAGAGGGAAUUGCUAGAGCAGUGCCCCCAGUAGACGAAGAAGCAAUGGAGUCCGGUGCACGUGGAGAGAGGGGAUUGGCCUUAGCUGGGGAGUAGACAAUUCAUCUAGAGUAGAUUAUUCAUCUAGAGUGAAUCAUCCUCCGUAUAGGAGCAGAGGUGGGCAGGUGCAUAGAUGUGACAUUGGGAGUCUGUGGAAGUAACUAGCUUGCUUCAGUUUUCUCAUUUUAUCAGCUAAAAGUAAAAAUGUGAGAGAAGGUAUUCACGUUUGAGGAAAGAGAAAGUAUAAAAUAGUGGCAUGAAAGAGUAUAGUAAAAAUGAACCAAGAAAAUACAGAUUGCUGACUCAUUAAGGACCCAGGUUAAGUUAAUGGGCCAUAAUUUAGAGAGAGACCAUUCGCCAUGGUUGGGUAUUUUUUUUCUUCCAGUUUCAUUUAGCUGCACAAGUUGAAUUAAAGUAUAAUAAUACUAGUACAAAAUUUAAAAUACAAUAGACCAGGAAAUUAUUGCCAUUGGAAAAAAAUAGUUUAUAUUCACGGUUCCAGAGGAGGGGGCAUACUACACCACCCAGGGCAGCCCUGAGUGAGGUCUGUCAGAAGGCAGACGGGCAUGAGGAGUGAGAGCCUUCAUCGUGGUUUUCAACAGAAGGAAUCCAUGGACCAGGGUAAACAGAUGUAGGAUUAGCUGUUCUGGAUAAUUCAGCAGGUUCUGGGGCACAGGACCCUACUGGUGAUCAGGGCAGUGUGGUGGCACACCGUGGAGCAGGGUAAACAGAUGUAGGAUUAGCUGCUCUGGAUAAUUCAGCAGGUUCUGGGGCACAGGACCCUACUGGUGAUCAGGGCAGUGUGGUGGCACACCGUGGAGCAGGGUAAACACAUGUAGGAUUAGCUGCUCUGGAUAAUUCAGCAGGUUCUGGGGCGCAGGGUCCUACUGGUCAUCAGGGCAGUGUGGUGGCACACCAUGGACCAGGGUAAACAGAUGUAGGAUUAGCUGCUCUGGAUAAUUCAGCAGGUUCUGGGGCACAGAGUAUGAGGGCUGGGUAAGAGCUCAGCUAGGGGUGUGGACUCUGAAGAGAUUUGUGUUUGGCAAGUGCACCCCUGAGGGUGGAGGCAAGAUGGGAAGCAGGGGGCCCAGGGAAGGUCAUUUGGGCAUAUUGUCCAGUUGUCCAGAACAGGGCAGAUCUGGCCUAUGGAUGUACAGCUAUGAAAGCAUCAAGUUUGCAGAAGCUAGAAACAUGUUUAAUAUACAUAUACAGGUAUAGGUUCAAAGUAAGAGGAAACUGGAACUAAUCAUGAUUUUGGUUUUGCCAGCAAGUGCAGUAAAAUAAGAAAGGUGGGCGGCGCCUGUGCCUCAGUGAGCAGGGCGCCAGCCCCAUAUACCAAGGGUGGCGGGUUCAAACUCGGCCCCGGCCAAACUGCAAUAAAAGAAUAGCUGGGCAUUGUGGCCGGCGCUUAUAGUCCCAGCUACUUGGGAGGCUGAGGCAAGAGAAUCACCUAAGCCCAGGAGCUGGAGGUUGCUGUAAGCUGUGAAGCCACGGCACUCUACUGAGGGCGACAAAGUGGGCUUCUGUCUCUAAAAAAAUAAAAGUGGUGAGGGUGAGAAUGUAAGUCAAGUGUUUUCACGAUUAACUAUCAGGGCCAGAUAUGGGUGGCUGGGCAGUGGAGGGCUGCUUCUCCCUCUCCCUAAACCUGUUUCUCAGCCAACACCUGACCCAGGUCUCUGCCCUCUUCAGGCACCAUCUCCUCCUCCUCACAGGUGUGUGGGGCGAGGGUUGCAGGUGCUGUACCCACCAUGGUUGCCGCUCAGCUGCAGCAAUUCAUUCCAUGUUGUUGCUGUUGUCUCUCCUCAGCUACUUAGAGCAGCGAUUCUCUACCUGUGGGUCGUGACCCAUAGGAACUGUAUUAAAGGGCCGCAGCAUUAAGAAGGUUGAGAACCACUGUACUAGAGUUUCCUGUUUGACCAGGAGGACGGUGACAGGGAGGAUGAGGAAAACCUGGACAAAGAUGCCUAUGACUCAGAGGUCAAGGCGUCAAGCCUUAGCAGAAUGGACUUAAAAAGAUGUGCCAGCAUUGAGACUGAAUCAGAAGAUAGCCAAGAACACAAACAGGUGCGCCUACCAGAAAGCAGCCUGACACCACAGGGGUCUGGUCUGUUGGCAAAGAUCCUGAGCAGCUGCAGCAGAAAGCUCCAGGGGAAUUAAAUCAACAGCUAGAAACAAGAAAUGGAAAAAGAAAUGGAAGACCGUGAAAACAGAAAGAGAAUUGCUGAAGAAAAGGAUGGGUUCAGAAAAAGAAUCAGCAGAAAAGAAAAAAAAUAAAUAAAUAAAGCAAUGGAGGACAGGGCGGGCGCCCCAUAUACUGAGGGUGGUGGGUUCCAACCUGGCCCCCGCCAAACUGCAACAAAAAAUAGCUGGGCGUUGUGGUGGGUGCCUGUAGUCCCAGCUACUUGGAAGGCUGAAGCAAGAGAAUCACCUAAACCCAAGAGCUAGAGGCUGCUGUGAGCUGUGACACCAGGGCACUCUACUAAGGGUGACAGAGUAGGUAAAAAAAAAAAAAAAAAAGGAAAUGGAAGACAAAGUAUAGGAACUAGAGAAAGGGAUUUGCAAGAAAAAGCAAAAGAAAAUUAUAAAGAAUGAUUAAAGAAAGAAAUCCUGAAGAAUGUGAGAAGAGGAGGAAAAAAAAACGAUGGCAAGCUGACUUACAGGAGAAAAAGAAGAUAGGGAAAUAGCAGGAAAAAAGUUUAAGAGGUGGUGGGAAAAUGCCAAAAAAUAAUCCUUGUCCACCUGCAAAGAACUAUGGUUACACCAGUGGAGAACUGACAGGUUUUUACAGUGGAAAUCCUAUCCAGAACCAGCCUUUCAUAAUCCAAUUCCAUGGAAACCAGGUCAUAUGCCCCCUCCAGAGAAGCUAAAGAUCUAUGAGGAGAAAAGGAUCAAAAAGACCUGUGAAAACUCAGCCCAAGUCAUCAUCUCUGGAAAUUCGUGAAGCUAGAAGCAAUCUUCGCCUUGGAACUCUGCAAAAUGUGACGAUGGUGUAUAUGGGAAACCGUGUGCUUUACCUGGAGCUGUUUAAUUUUAAAAUCAGAAAUGCUUUUUUACUGCUCAGUCAGCAACUCAGUUUUCAGUGUGCUUAUUGGCAAGUACUGACUUUUACAUUUGUAUAUGGAAUCCUUAGAAUUAAUUGAGGAAAAUAUGUUCUACAUUUUGGGUUUUUAAAAAAAUCUUUCGAGGUUGAUCUUGUCAUACUGUUUUGCAGAGUAAGUGACAGGAUUUCUAACAGUUGUGUUUGUACUUAGUUUGUAUUAAAACUGUGCUGUUAUACCACCACCAACAACAAAAACUUACCCAUUAAAAUACUUAACUUGGCAUGAGGGGAGUAGGUAAGGAAAUAAAACAUGGUGGAAUCCAGGCUUGAAGGUUCUAGGAGGGAUGCCAGGUGUGUAAACUGGAAAAAAUGGAAGAGCCAUCUGACUUUGCUAAAAACACAGCCAACAUGUGACCCUGGAGUACAUGGAUGAAGUAGCAAGGAACGAUAAUGUGCAAGUGAGGAAGUCUAUUAGCUUCAUUGGUUCAGGAAAAGGACCUCAGUCAAAAGGCUACGCUGGUGCGAAUCAAAGCAGAAUGGGGAUGUCAAAAACCAUGAUCCUUCCACCGGAACUGAAGACAGCAGAAAAAAUGAAUAUUUCUGGCACAAAGACGGUUCAGGUAUUUGAUAAUGAUGGAGUUGACGUCACUCCGCGGCCUCUUUACCACCCAGACCCACUGACUGGGACCACAAAGCUGAGUAAACUCUUGACAUCCCAGGAAGGUUCACUUGGGUCAGAAUUCAUAUCUUCCUACAGCCUUUAUCAGAACACUUUAAACCCGAGUGUGCUAGGGCAGUUUACAAGGUCAGUUAUAGGAAGCAGCACAAUUUCUAAGUCCAGCGUAUCAACCACUGAAUCAAUAGCGGAAGUCAUUGAAGAGCCAUUGUAUAAGCAGGAGAGACUGGCUAGUUUCACAGAUGUACGAGUUAUGAGGGUGACACCCGAGACAAUUCUAACAAAAGAAGAUCUGGAGAAGGACAUAGAGAUAAUGCUCACUGAGACGGAGACACUGAGGAUUUUUGACUUGCCAACAGUCAUGAUCUCUAUAGAGUCCGAAGAGGCUGAGAAAAUAGUCCAGAGAAACAAGAAAUACGACACCCUGUGUAAGAACAGAGCUGGCAACGACCUGUACGUGGAGAGGAUGAUGCAGACGUUCAAUGGGGCUCCGAAGCACAAGGAUGUGCAGUGCGACAGGGUCGUGAUGGAGGACAAAGGCAUAAUGUCUACAGUCUGGGAUUUGUAUGAUUCUUACAAUGCUCUGGAACUUCUGUCUUCAUCCACCAAACAGCCUUCAAUGGAGACAGGCAGGCCCGGUGCACUCCCUAAGGACCGGGACCAGAGGCCACCAGACAGUGAGGCUAGUUCUCUGAUGGAUAUAGAAAAUGUAAUUCUGAACAAGAUUCCGGAAGAUGAGGAGGACCAUUCAGAGGCAAUACUGAAAUCGGACCGGUUUCAUCAGGACUUAUUCUUCAUGGAACGGGUUCUCAUGGAAAAUGUAUUUCAGCAGAAACUUGCAGCUUAUCGCCAGCUUCCUAUUUUAAAAGAACGUAAACCUGAAGAAUCUAAAAGCUUUUUAGAAAGUCAGGAAGAUGAAGAAGAGGUAGAGGAAGACGUGAAGAAGGAGAAGGAGGAGGAGCUGCACAGGGAGGAGCCGACCAUUCCCGCCAACCUGGAGCGGCUCUGGUCCUUCUCCUGCGACGUGACCAAAGGCCUCAACGUGAGCAGCCUCGCCUGGAAUAAAGCAAAUCCAGACCUUUUGGCUGUUGGUUAUGGGCACUUUGGAUUUAAAGAACAAAAAAGAGGGCUGGCUUGCUGUUGGUCAAUAAAGAAUCCCAUGUGGCCAGAGCGUAUUUACCAGAGUCCCUUUGGAGUUACUGCUUUGGAUUUUUCCAUCGGAGCACCUAACCUUUUAGCGGUUGGCUACUACAACGGCACAGUCGCCAUUUACAAUGUGCAGAGCACUGUUAACAUCCCCGUCUUGGACAGCAGUGAAUCACCUCAGAAGCAUCUGGGACCUAUAUGGCAACUACAGUGGAUAGAACAAGAUCGAGGCACCACAGGCGAAGACAAAAGAGAAAUACUAGUUUCUAUCUCCGCCGACGGGAGAAUCUGCAAAUGGGUGAUACGGAAAGGACUGGACUGUCAUGAUUUGAUGCGUUUAAAGCGGACCACUGCUGGCAGCAAUAAAAAAGGAGCUGAAAAGGAGAAGAAGGGUGAGGUGGCUCUGAUAUCCCGGCAGGCACCCGGGAUGUGCUUUGCUUUCCACCCCAAGGACACAAACAUCUAUUUGGUUGGCACUGAAGAAGGUUAUAUUCACAAAUGUUCUUGUUCCUAUAAUGAACAAUAUCUAGAUACCUACAGAGGGCAUAAGGGUCCAGUGUAUAAAGUAACCUGGAACCUGUUUUGUCCUGACGUGUUUCUCAGCUGCUCUGCAGACUGGGGUGUCCUAAUUUGGCAGCAGGAGAGCACCAAGCCGUUUUUGAGUUUUUACCCAACUACUCAUGUCAUUUACGAUGUUGCCUGGUCUCCAAAGUCAUCCUACAUAUUUGCAGCUGCAAAUGAAAGUAGAGUGGAGAUUUGGGACCUUCACAUCAGCACUUUGGAUCCUCUGAUUGUGAAGGUUGCUAAUCCUGGAAUCAAGUUCACAACCAUCCUCUUUGCCAAGCAAACAGAUUGCCUCCUGGUGGGUGACAGUGAUGGGCAAGUCGCUGUGUAUGAACUGAGAAAUAUGCCUGUUGCUCUGGAUUCUGGCCGGGGAGAUAUAAUAAAUGCUGUGCUUGGAUCCAAGUCAAACCAGCCGGGAUGAUUCCUCAUUCCUAAUGUCUUUUUUGUUGUUGUUUAAAGAAAAAGGAAUGAUGUUUAAUAUCCAAUAGUCCAUAUUGUAUAACUUCCACUUAAUUUGGUAUAAACUUAAUGAACUUUUAUUUUAGAGAUGCUCAGUUAGUUUGCGAUCUAAGCUAAAAGUUAUUCUAAUUAAGAGUGAGUUUUGUUAGAAUUUUUAACAUUUUUCUGAAGAUAUUCCCACUGUUUGGUCAUAUACCAAGUCCAUAUAAGUACAUAUAUGUAGCUAUAAAAAGUUCAAAUAGGCUAGAAAAUUAUUAUUCCUUUAGAAGGAAAACUUAGAAACUACUACUAAAGUGAAAUCUUCAUAAGACAAAAUUCCAUUGACUUUUAAAACUUCCGCUUUCCAAGCUAUUUAGCAGGCUGUGUAAUUAUGCCUUUUGCUAGCAUGAUGAGAACAGGGGAUUUUCCUACCCAACUUUGAAUCAGAAUUUCAUCCUACAUCUGAGAGCUACAGCCAUAUCACUUCCUUAAACAAUUUGACAGGCAAAAGACACGGCAGCAAAUACCAGGACGGUAUUUUCUGGCCAGUGGGCGUCACAUUCCCAAUUCAAAGAGAAAAGUUACUCUGGGACGCAUCAGGGCACCCCACCCCCACCCCACAUGCCUAGAAUCUGCUUUGGAUUUUAAGCCCAAAUGAAAUGGACACAGAGAGGAAACAGGUCUCUGAUUCCUAGGCCAUAUCAAGAUGUUAUGUUAUGGAAGGUUCUGAGUAAAGCUGUGAGAUGGAGGUGAGGCUGUGGGCUGCAGACGGGUGACCGCCCAUCCCUGCGGCUGGCCUUCCUCCCUGCAUGAGUAGUGGGUUUGUUAACUGAGACUGCAGGAGGCUGCCGCCUGGUCUAUGGAGCACUGAGCGGGGAGGACGGGCUGGGGCGGAUGACAGGCACUAAACUCUCUGGGAAAACGCGCAUCUGUUACAAACUGAGAAUGCAAUCAGUGUGAUCGUAAUGGAAACCACCUUUCACUACUGCUUCACAAUCUCCAUUUCCUCGGAGCCCCCCUUUAAACAAAAGCAAGGUGGGGUGGCGCCUGUGGCUCAAAGGAGUCGGGCGCUGGCCCCAUAUGCCGGAGGUAGCGGGUUCAAACCCAGUCCCAGCCAAAAAAAUUUAAAAACUGCAAAAAAGUAAAUAAACAAAAGCAAGGCAAGUUCUAGGUGGAUUCUGAGCUCAGGUUGGGUUACAAGGUCAUUUAUGUUCCAGGGUGUAAGUCAUUGUGAUUAUCUCUGCCUUUGUCUCUCUGAAAGAUUGGACUUUCCAUGAUUUGUGUAAGAAAAUAAAAACCUGACUUAACUGAAAAACCUGUGUUCCUUUUUUAUGUAUUAUUUUUAUUUAUUUAUUUCUGCAGAGAUGGGGUUUCACAAUAUUGGUCAGGAUACUCUUGAACUCCUCGCCUCAAUCAAUCGUUUUCCAUAAUUAAGGCUUUAUCCUAAGUGACAGUGCCCGUGAACUUGGUGUUUCUAGGUGUUCUCCGAGGGGCCUUGCCCUUCUGUUAGGAACAUCUUCCUCCCUCGUCAGCAUGGUAACUCUUGCUCAGUUCGUCCUCACCUUCUCAGAAGAGCCCUCCCUGAGCUCCCCAAGUCCUCCCAACCAGCCACACUGAGCUUGGCCCUCCGUGUUCUCAAGCCCCGGUGCAGUUCCCUGAUCGCACUCCUCCAGAUCACAGUUAGAGAUUUAUGUUUUCAUCCUUGGUUUUCAUUACCUCUCCUCUCAAAUUGGCAGCUCUAUGCUCAUUAGUUUAAGGAGACACAUAAAGUGAUAGUAAAUCAGUGACUUUUGUUUUACAAAAGCGUAAGACUUAGGAAAAACGUUCGGGACACAGACCGGGCAUCUUGAACGUAAAGUGUGAAGUUUCCUUGGGCGUGGGGGACGAGGAAGAGAAGGGUCUCAGGGUCCCCAGCAGAGAGCAGACCCCUGUCCUGAUUCUAGAGUGCAUUUUCUGGGAACUAAGACUUGAAAAAGAACUCAGCUUUGAAAACCAUCCCCAUCCAAUGAAUGCCGCGCGGCAGUGGCAAAGAACCGCUGGGACUGACCCCAACUCUGAUGACAGAAGGGCCUUGGCACGGAGUGAGACGCUGUAGUGACGUCAAGGGAGUUACUUUGGGUUGGGGGAGACCAAGCCUGCGAAGCACCCGCUUGUUCUGUGUGUUGUUUAUUUCCAGCUGAGCAGGAGGGAGCUGUGUGGUCAGGAACCAGCAGAGUCCUGGAGAUGGCUUGUCUCCCUCAGAUGGCAGAGUCCCGGAGACUCGCACCUGCAGUGCUCAGCGCCGGCCCCCAGGGCAGGGACAGUGCAGUCAUGUGGU
Molecule: messenger RNA, 11104 nt
Organism: Nycticebus coucang (slow loris)
Lineage: Eukaryota; Metazoa; Chordata; Mammalia; Primates; Lorisidae
Gene: DNAI4
Product: dynein axonemal intermediate chain 4
Exons: 17
Coding region: 6389-8770 (793 amino acids)
Biological process (GO): cilium movement
Cellular component (GO): axonemal dynein complex
Molecular function (GO): dynein light chain binding; dynein heavy chain binding
Source: RefSeq, a predicted model, not a curated record